AUGAUCUACAUCGAAAAUGGCUCCUCCACCAAGGAGAGCAGACUCCCCUUCGAAAUCGAAGAAUGGGUAGAGAUGGCCAUUGGCAUGUUUGUCAUCCUGCUCCGACUCUACGCUCGAACCAGAGCAGUAGGUUUCAGAAAAUGGCAAGGGGAUGAUUACCUUAGCGUCGUGGCUCUCGUUCUUUGGGCAACCGAGGUCUUCAUGUUCAAAUUCGUGUUCCGCUUCGGCGCCAAUGCCGGACUCAGCGACGAGCAGAGAGCAUCCAUGGAGGAGUGGGAGAUACAUGAGCGACAGUUUGGAUCAAAAUGCCUUCUCGUCAGCUGGUUUGCCUACGUCACCCUUAUUUGGGUGCUAAAGGCUUGCAUGCUGUUUUUCUAUAAGCGUCUGACGAUUGGCCUUGUUCAGCAAAGGUUCGUCAAGGUCGCGGCAGGCUUGUGUUUGCGCACCUAUGUCGCCGCCACGCUGACUAUCCACCUACACUGUAACCCCGCCAGCAAGCUGUGGCAGAUUUACCCAAAUCCUGGCAGCUCGGCGAACUACAUUGCCGUUCUGGUAACUAACAUCAUGACGGACGUCGUGCUGCUCUCGAUCCCGCUGCCGUUACUGAUCCAAGUGCAACUCCCUUGGCGCCGGAAACUGGUGAUCGGGUUGCUGCUUUUUGGGGGCGUGUUUGUGAUGAUUGCCGCGCUGUUCCGCUGCGUCCUUUCGCUAUGGCACAUUGAAUCCGUUAAUACCAGCAACCUUUGGGCAACACGCGAGAGCGUUAUUGCCAUCAUCACGGUCAACAUUCCAUGCAUCUGGCCGCUGCUUCGGAGGUCAUCCUCGUCGCGAGAUGUAUCGACUGGGGCCAGUGGAACCGGACGGUACAAGUUGGGACCGUUAGCGGGGACGGGAACAGCGAACCGGAGACCAGCCGGACCCGAGUCUAUCUUGGAAGAUAGCCAAUCUCAGUUUGUCAGUGAUGUUCGGGGGGGGUCGGACCGAGUGGGAGAGGAGGUCGGGCGAGGCAUCGAUGGGAUUCAAGUGACGACUGUGUAUGAGGUGAAACAUGAUCAGUAUGGAGCCAAGGAUCAAGGAUGA
Molecule: messenger RNA, 1080 nt
Organism: Aspergillus luchuensis
Lineage: Eukaryota; Fungi; Ascomycota; Eurotiomycetes; Eurotiales; Aspergillaceae
Exons: 8
Coding region: 1-1080 (359 amino acids)
Source: RefSeq, a predicted model, not a curated record